Suillus paluster is the source of this 774-nucleotide messenger RNA. Its product is annotated as DNA-binding protein. NCBI's taxonomy places the organism in Eukaryota, Fungi, Basidiomycota, Agaricomycetes, Boletales, Suillaceae. The transcript is spliced from 7 exons. Gene Ontology annotation, cellular component: zeta DNA polymerase complex. The record is from RefSeq and is a predicted model, not a curated record. The coding region runs from base 1 to 774 and encodes 257 amino acids.
AUGUCGGAGACGCCUCUCACCUGGAAUCAAGCGGUGAAGGGGAUAACGGAGUUUCUCGAAGUUGCCAUCCAUACUAUCCUCUACGUCAGACAAAUAUACCCAGCAGACCUGUUUGUGCGACGGAAGAAGUACGACACCCCCGUCUUCCAGUCGCGUCAUCCCGCAUUAAAUGAGUAUAUAUCCGGCACCGUCAAGGCUGUUUCCGAUGAACUUGUACUCGGUAAUGUGGACAAGGUGGUAGUCGUUAUCAAGGACAGGAACCAAGUCGCCCUCGAGCGCUUCGUCUUUUCAAUCCAAAACAUGAUUGAGAUCGAGUCCUACAACAAAGACACGAGUGUGCAGGACGCGAUGUCCCCUGCGAAACUCGGCCAGUAUUUUCGCUCAUUUCUCAUCAAACUGAAUAUGAUCGAGUCCCAACUGGGGCUGCUCGAGCUUCCCAGCGGCGAGGAGGCCUCAUUUGCAAUAGUUCUUGAACUUAAGGAAAAUACAGUACCCUCAGCAUCCAAGGAUAACGUGAGGAAUCCUAGUCAGAUACUUAUAACAGACUGUGGAGCUUUAGAAAAGGAACCCCCACCAUGGGUACCUGCAGACCGUCAGCACACAACCUCCGGGGCAUCUGAAGAAGCACAGUUGCACCUCCUUCGGGCAGUGGACACGGGCAUCAUCAGCAUCUCCCUUGCAGUCCAAGAAUCCGAAGAAAAGCUUCAACGCACCAAGGACCCAGAUGAUUCCGCGUACGAUAUCAAAGGAAAAGGAAAGGCCAAAGCUAUUUAA